UGUAUAUGAGGGACCUUUAGACAGCUUAACAGAAAAUAUAAUUACACAUAAUAUUCCUUUUAACUUUUAUUCGCUCCAGUGAAUCACAUUGACUCAGAGAUUCAUUUGCUCCAGUGAAUCAAUUUCUCUCAGAGAUUCGUUCGCUCCGGUGAGUCGGACAGUAUCUCAGAGAUUCAUUCGCUCUGGUGAAUCAGUUCCUCUCAGAGAUUCGUUCGCUCCGGUGAAUCAGUUCCUCUCAGAGAUUCGUUCGCUCCGGUGAAUCAGUUCCUCUCAGAGAUUCGUUCGCUCCGGUGAGUCGGACAGUCUCUCAGAGAGUCGUGGCGCCGCAGCAGCUCUGAACUCUUGGUCGCUGGAUGCGAGCGGCGCGGAGCGGAGGCUGAAGCGAUGAUGGCGGCGGCGCUGGAGAGAGGAGGGCUGCGGGCCGGCGGCGGCGGAGCGGCUCUCACUGCGGCGGGCGGCUCGGUGCUCUGGAGCUCCGCGGGGUCCGGAUCCGCGCCCGUCCCCAUGAACCUCUUCGCCACCUGGGAGAUAGACCGCUCCUCUCCGAGCUGCGUGCCCCGGCUGUGCAGUCUGACUCUGAAGAGGCUGAUCGUGCUGAAGGAGCUGGAUAAGGAGUUGAGCUCGGUGCUCAUUGCUGUGAAGAUUCAGGGCUCCAAACGAGUGUUGCGAUCAAACGAGUAUGCUCUUCCUCCCAGCGGUCUGAUGGAGACGGAGCUGGAGCUCACCUUCUCUCUGCAGUAUCCUCACUUCCUGAAGAGAGACGCCAACCGCCUGCAGAUAAUGCUGCAGAGGAGAAAACGCUACAAAAACAGAACCAUUCUGGGCUACAAGACACUGGCGGUGGGAGUCAUCAACAUGGCCGAGGUGCUGCAGCAUCCCACGGACGGCGGACAGAUUCUGGGUCUCCAUAGCAACAUGAAGGAAGCGCCAACAUGCGUAGCUGAGAUUAGCGUUUUCUCACUGUCCAGUCAACCCAUCGACCAUGAGUACAGCAGCGGCCAGACCGGAGCCAAGAACAAAGCCUCGGAUCGGUCUCCUGAUAAUUACUCAGAGGAUGAUGAUGACAGUUAUUCUUCAGGACAGGAGGGCAGUGAUGAUGCUGGACACACACAAGAUCUGUACGAUGAAGACGACGACAUACGAAAGCCAAAAAAACCCAGACGGAAAAUGAUCCGCUCGAUCUCAAUGACACGACAACCCAACUUCAAGCAGAAGUUUGUGGCCUUGUUGAAGAGAUUUAAAGUCACAGACGAGGUUCUGGACUCAGACCCGGUGGAUCAGACGCAGGAGGUGGAGGAGGACCUGGAUCUGCUGUAUGACAGUCUGGAGGUGUAUAAUCAGAGCGACAGCGGGCCGGAGAUGGAGGACAACGAGAGCGUCCUGAGCACCCCGAAACCCAAACUCAAGCCGUUUUUUGAGGGCAUGUCUCACUCCAGUUCUCAAACAGAGAUCGGCAGCAUCCACAGUCAUAAUCUCCAACGAGACGCAACACCCAACAUGGCUGCUGACUUCCUGUCUGUGGAACGCUGCAAGACGACUGGCUCACAGCAGCAGGAGGACAGCAGUAUGGAGACCAGCGGAGGGGAGGCUGAAGCAGAGCAUCAUGGGAUGGUGACGGCAGACGCGUCGGAGCCCAGCAGCUCCGGUGGGAAGCUCUGUAAGACGGAGUCCCAGAACCUCAGCAGUCCCAGUAAAGCGGAGAGCAGGGUCCAGCGGCGCGCUCGCAGCACCUCCAUGAAGGAGCGGCAGAACUCCCGAGUCCAGAGCGAGCGCACCAUCAGCGUGGACAGUGAGUGUUCUCCAGAGAACCGCUUCAGCGCUCAGGUGCCCCGGAAAUCAGUGUAUGAUCAGCUGAAUCAGAUCCUGAUAUCAGACGAAAGACUCCCUGAGAACAUCAUCCUCAUCAACACAGUGGACUGGCAGGGCCAGUAUGUGGAGGAGGUUCUUCAGAAACAUGCUCAGCCCAUUGUGUCUACCUGCUCCGCCGCUGACGUCCAGGCCGCAUUCAACACCAUCGUCACACGCAUUCAGAGAUUCUGUAACUGUAACGCUCAGACUCCGCCCACGGUGAAGGUGGCAGUGGCCGGUGAUCAGAGCUAUCUCAGUACAGUGUUGCGCCUCUUCGUAGAGCAGCUGGCCAAUAAGACGCCUGAUUGGCUGAGCUACAUCCGCUUCCUCAUCGUCCCCAUCGGUUCCCAUCCUCUGGCCAAGUAUGUGUCGACGUUCGACAGUAGGUUCUGCAGUAUGUUCAUGGAUCCGUCCUGGAGGGAGCUGUUCUGCCGCUCAGAUUCUCCCAGCGCAGACACUGUUGAUGUAGCUGGACGGAUCAUCCAGUAUCUGGCUGGAGCCAAUGUGUCUCAUCAGUUUCCCAUCUCUGAAGCCAUGCUCACCUACAGACAGAAGAGGAGGAGAAGUCUGUAUUUUGAUUUUUACAUCAGUCCGGAUGAAGAUUCUUGCCAAAAGUUUGUGCCAUUCAUCGGGGUGGUGAAGGUGGGCAUCGUUGAACACAGUCUGUCCACUUCAGUGGAUUCUGAUGAUGCCAUGGGUGGGAAUAUGGGCGUGGUUUCAACACCCAUGCCACAGCUGGCCACGCCCUAUGGGAAGGAGAUGUACGUGACUCCGCCCCCUUCACCCUCGGCGUGUGCGGUUUUCACAGGAGUGGGGUCUCCGUGCACCGGCGGGGAGCUGAUGGGGCUGCAGGUGGACUACUGGACGUGUGUGAGCGGAGAGAAGAAGCGUGAGGGUGAGAAGCGUGAGUCCGGUCUGAAGAACACACUGAAGAGUAACUUCCGCUCGCUGCAGGUCAGUCGUCUGCCGGCCGCCGGAGAACCCAGCGCUCCUCACAGCAUGGCCAUGACCGUCGUCACCAAAGAGAAGAACAAGAAAGUGAUUUUUCUAAGUAAGAAGCUGAAGGAGAAGGAAGUGGACGCUAAGAGUCAGGUGAUCGACGGAAUCAGCCGCCUCAUCUGUACAGCUAAACACCAACACACCAUGCUGAGAGUGUCCAUCGACGGCGUGGAGUGGAACGACGUCAAGUUCUUCCAGCUGGCCGCUCAGUGGCCGACUCACGUCAAGCACUUCCCGGUCGGUGUGUUCGGAUACAACAAACCCGUGUGACAUCACCUGCUUCCCUGGUCCUCACACGCUAGUCCUGUGCUCAGUAUCCUGAAAACGAUUCUCUAGUACCUCCUGAGAUCAUCUGGGUGUGCUGUUAGUCGACUAGUGCUUCAGAUAAACCCCUACUAGUCAACCAGAGAGAUGUUUAGUGAAGGGUAGUCCUGCCUGUAGUGCACUUGAUAGUGUGUGAGAGACGAGUGUUGAAAGCACAUCCGGUGUCUCAGAAGAGCUCUGAGGAAUCAUUUUUAGUAUAUAUGCACAAAAACAGAGCACUUUGGGUCUAUAAUGGAGGUGUAUUUAUUUUUUCUCCCCUGAGGAGUUUCCCAUGGAAACCUGAGCGCCUCUGCUUGGUUUAUAUCGGCGCGUGUUUUCGUUUUUUACGCUAUAUAAAGAGAACAGCUCAUAUUUUCUAAGAACACGGCUGCCGACGGUCAGAUAUAUUUUUAGGUAGCGAUGAACCGAACGGCAAACGCAGAGCACUUUCUGUUGUUUUUGCUACUUUAUAAUUUCUGUGAAAUCCUGUGUAGAUUACGGUCAGGUGCAUGAUGGGAAAGAGGCGUUUUUGCUGUGAAUUUAAUGGAUUUUUAUUUAACCUAAAUGUAGAGUUUGUGGUGUUUUGUGAAUCUGAUGUAAACUGAACCUGCCUUUCAAAGCACACACCGCAGGAGAAGAGACUUCCUGUCACAUGACACGCUCACGCAUCAUCACGUCAAGAACUCAACUUUAUCUGGAAAAGCCAUAUUCAGUCCCUCUCAGGCUUUCUGCAGGUCAGGGUUUAGACUAAAGGUCUUUGGACGCCGUGUUUUUUCUAUCAAAGUGCUUGAAAAACGAAAUCGAAGCUGAUCCGAAGCAAACCAGAUCCAAACAACAGGAAGUCCAAUUUAUUUAUGAGCAAAAAUCUGAAUCUCAGACUCCGUGCAAGGACCUCAAGUCAAGAAAAUGUGAAGACUAUUUAUUUUUUUUUUAUAUAAACUGUCAGAAAACAAGACGCUGCAUCUUCAGUAAAUGAGGGCCAUGACUUCCUGCCUGAAGAACGAAGACCCGUAGAAACCCUGAAGGUGAGGAGCAUCGGUGCUCGUGCUCGAACCCGAACCCUUCAGAAAGAGUUUUUCUUCCGUCGUGGAGCUGAAGGGACGAGUGUGUGUUGUGUUUAAAGGUGCUUUCGUGUUUUUAUUCGUGAUCGUUUUAAUGGCGUCGCAUAUUUAGAGCUGAAUGUAUUGAGAUGGAGUCCGUUCUCAGUGUUUCUACCCACAAGAUGACCACGUUAUAAACACUUCAUCCCAGGUUUAGUUUUAAAGCACUUUUAGUCCUGAACGAAGCACUUUGAUUUAAAGACCCUCAUGUUCUUCUUAAGAAGAUAGUUUGUGUAAUGUUCCAGUGUUCUUCAGAAUAUCUCCCCUUUAUGUUCACAGAUGAAACACAGUCAGAUGAGAUCUAUAUAAACACAAUCUUUCUAUUAACGUCUGGUUUGUUCUGAUCGGACGCCGUCUGUCUGAGACACAGCUAAAAACUACAGAUCUGGAAUCAUUUUCCAAAUCAAGUUAUAAUUAUUUUUGAUGGUAGGAAAAGUACUAAAAAUGAGUAUUUAAUAUCCUGAUGAUUUUUGUCAUGACAGAGACUGUUUCUGUUUGUGUGAAGCUCAUCUGUUAGUGUUUCAUCCCUGCUUGGGUUUCGUGUGUUAUUUCUUAAAGGUGUAUUGAAGAAGUCACAUCCAGUGCUGGGAAAUUUACUUUUAACUGUAACGCAUUACAAUACUGCAUUACUUCCUAAAAAAAGGAACUCAUUAUAGGUUAUGUUAGUUAUCUUUUACGGAAACUAAUGUGUUACGUUACUUUUUAAAUCUGUCUUGAUUGUUUGUUUUUAAUAAAACAAGUUCUUCUUUAAAA
Molecule: messenger RNA, 5003 nt
Organism: Puntigrus tetrazona (Sumatra barb)
Lineage: Eukaryota; Metazoa; Chordata; Actinopteri; Cypriniformes; Cyprinidae
Product: phosphofurin acidic cluster sorting protein 1
Exons: 26
Coding region: 385-3117 (910 amino acids)
Biological process (GO): protein localization to plasma membrane
Molecular function (GO): transmembrane transporter binding
Source: RefSeq, a predicted model, not a curated record